GUGGUGGUGCGUGCUUAAUUCGUUCGUCGCGUAUUCGCGUAUCUUUAUCGCUAUCGGCACCUCUAGACCGCACGCCCGCCGUGCGAGUUUGUUUUUUGCUAGUACGAUUAAUAUACAAACAUAUCAUAAUAUUAUCAUCAUCGUUGUCGUCGUCGUCGUAGGUAAGCGUGAUAUUGAAUCUAGUUAAUAGACGGGUCGUACGCCACUCCGGAAUCUGUACGGACAACGGUGGACCUUGGUGGCCCAGUCAUGGCCUAAGCAUAUAAGAAUAUCGCAACCUAAUAUUGUUCCAUACCAAUAAUCAGGCGGCCGCGCGGACUUCCGUUCCACCAUGGAACAAGAAGAACCGGAAAAGCCGAAAAAAGCGGAGGGGAAUACCUCUUCGUUUUUAAGAGCGGCACGAUCCGGGAACCUUGAUAAAGUCAUUGAACACUUGAAAAAUAAAAUCGAUAUAAAUACAUCUAACUCAAACGGUUUGAAUGCUCUGCAUUUGGCUUCAAAAGAUGGGCAUUUGGAAAUCGUGAAAGAGUUAUUAAAAAGGGGUGCUAACGUUAACUCGGCAACAAAAAAAGGAAAUACUGCACUUCAUAUUGCUUCUCUUGCGGGGCAAUAUGAUGUGGUGGUCACCCUUGUGGAACAUGGCGCAUUGGUGAAUGUGCAAAGUCAAAAUGGUUUCACCCCUUUGUAUAUGGCUGCGCAAGAAAAUCAUGACAGAGUUGUUAAGUAUUUGUUAGCAAAUGGGGCCAAUCAAAAUCUGGCAACUGAGGAUGGAUUUACACCAUGCGCUGUUGCAAUGCAGCAGGGUCAUGAAAAGGUAGUAACUGUGUUAUUAGAAAAUGAUACCAAAGGUAAAGUGCGUCUCCCUGCAUUGCAUAUUGCAGCAAAAAAAGACGAUUGCAAGGCCGCAGAUUUACUCCUUCAAAAUGAUCAUAACCCAGACGUUACAUCUAAGAGUGGAUUUACUCCAUUACAUAUCGCUUCACAUUAUGGAAACGACGGAAUUGCUAAACUACUCCUUGCUAAAGGAGCUGACGUCAACUAUUCUGCUAAACAUAACAUAACUCCAUUACACGUGGCAGCGAAAUGGGGUAAAAGCAACAUGGUAUCUUUGUUGCUCGAAAGCGGUGCAAAUAUUGAAGCUAAAACUAGAGAUGGUUUGACGGCUUUACAUUGCGCUGCAAGAUCCGGACACGAUCAAGUUAUUGACAUGCUUUUACAAAGAAAUGCUCCAAUCAGUUCAAAGACCAAGAACGGUUUGGCUGCAUUGCACAUGGCGGCCCAAGGAGAUCACGUGGAAGCCGCUAAAGUGUUAUUGUCCAACAAUGCUCCCGUCGACGAUGUGACCGUAGAUUACUUGACUGGUCUUCAUGUGGCCGCCCACUGUGGACACAUCCGGGUAGCCAAACUCUUGUUGGAGAAACACGCGGAUCCCGAUGCCAGGGCGUUGAACGGUUUUACGCCGUUGCAUAUUGCGUGCAAGAAGAACCGCAUCAAAGUUGUAGAGCUGCUACUCAAGUACAACGCGAGCUUGGAAGCGACUACGGAAUCCGGGCUUACUCCGUUGCACGUCGCCAGUUUCAUGGGCUGUAUGAACAUCGUGAUAUUCCUGUUACAACACGAGGCCAACCCGGACCUGCCGACGGUGAGGGGAGAAACUCCAUUGCAUCUGGCUGCCAGGGCCAAUCAGACAGACAUCAUACGGAUAUUGCUCCGCAACGGAGCUCAAGUGGACGCCAGGGCUAGAGAGAAACAAACUCCGCUUCACAUAGCUUCCAGGUUGGGUAACGUGGACAUCGUAAUGUUGCUGUUAGCUCACGGCGCCGCAGUCGAUUCGACCACGAAAGAUCUAUACACCGCUCUACAUAUUGCCUCUAAAGAGGGCCAGGAGGAGGUUGCAUCAGUGUUGUUGGAGAAUGAAGCCUCAGUGACAGCAACCACUAAAAAAGGGUUUACCCCAUUACAUUUGGCAUCAAAGUACGGCAACAUUAAAGUCACCAAGUUGCUGUUACAAAAACAAGCUCCAGUUGAUGCUCAAGGAAAGAACGGCGUAACACCAUUACACGUAGCAAGUCAUUAUGACAACCAAGCAGUUGCAUUAAUGUUGCUUGACAAACAAGCAUCACCUCAUGCCACAGCAAAGAAUGGUCACACGCCUCUUCAUAUAGCGGCAAAAAAGAAUCAGAUGGAUAUUGCAGUUACAUUAUUAGACUACGGAGCAAAAGCAAACGCUGAGUCAAAAGCAGGAUUUACUCCUCUUCAUCUUAGUUCUCAGGAAGGUAAUGUUGAGAUGACUACUUUACUUUUGAACCACAACGCAGAUCCUAAUUAUAAGUCAAAGAACGGUUUAACACCAAUGCAUCUUACCGCACAAGAAGAUAAACAUAAAGUAGCUGUUGUAUUGGAUAAUUACCACGCAGACAUUAAUCCUGAAACUAAAGCUGGAUUUACUCCUUUGCACGUCGCUUGUCAUUUCGGUCAAUUAAACAUGGUUCGAUUCAUAACCGCUCGUCAAGGAGUUAAUAUCAACGCUACUACAGCUUCUGGAUACACACCACUUCACCAAGCAGCUCAGCAAGGCCAUUCUACCAUUGUAAGCCACUUAUUGGAUAAGGGAGCUGACCCAGAUUUAUUGACAAGUCAAGGACAAACGGCGCUGUCAAUUUCUCAGAAAUUGGGCUACAUAAGUGUAGUGGAGGCUUUGAAGAAUGUUACAAAAGCUGCACCUUCAUCGACUUCGGACGAAAAGUACAAAGUAAUUUCUCCAGAAACCAUGCAAGAAACAUUUAUGUCGGACUCAGAAGAUGAAGGUGGUGACGUUUUGCAAAGCGGAAGCGUCGAGUAUGGUCUCAACACUAGAGCUCAACUAACACAAAAUGUUAUCGUUUCGUCACGCGAGGAGACCAUGAUAAACGAACAGUCAUACAGGUAUUUAACGGGAGAGGAAAUGAAGGGUUUCGGCGACGAAUCAGCUCCCAUUGAUGUCACACGGGACGAGAGGUGCGACGCGAAUACUGUGCCCCCCACAUCCAUCGACGAAGCCAUCAGUCCACAGACCGUCUAUGACAGUUACAGCGGCCCCGUGGAUAACGUUGACAUUGUUAAAUAUCCACCUCACGUUGGACGUUUACAAUGGAAAACGUUUUUGGUGAGCUUCUUGGUGGACGCUCGCGGCGGAGCGAUGCGCGGAUGCCGGCACAGUGGUGUCCGCGUGAUCGUACCACCCCGACGAGCAUCCAUGCCCACGCGGGUGACUUGCCGAUAUUUAAGACGUGAAAAAUUGGUGCACCCGCCCCCGCUGAUGGAAGGCGAAUCGUUGGCCAGCAGAAUACUCGAACUCGGUCCCGUGGGGGCUAAGUUUUUGGGGCCCGUUAUGAUCGAAGUACCGAAUUUCGGAUCACUCCGUGGAUCUGAAAGAGAAAUCGUCGUUCUCAGGUCGGAAAAUGGCGAGACGUGGAGAGAGCACACGGUUGAAGUGACCGACGAAGUCGUCAAGGACAUACUCGGAGCGAAUUUCGACAAAGAAGACCGCGACCCUUGGCAUUCCGGUAACCGUCUGACGCGGAUCGUGACGACGGAGUUUCCGCAUUACUUUGCCAUCGUGUCCAGAGUCAAGCAAGAGGUACACGCCAUCGGGCCGGAGGGUGGCAUGGUCUCGUCGACGGUGGUGCCACAAGUGCAAGCGGUAUUCCCGCAGGGAGCGCUGACCAAGCGCAUUAAAGUCGGCCUACAGGCCCAACCGAUACCGUCCGAGCUGACGGCGAAACUGCUGGGAAACCGAGUGGCUGUGUCACCAAUCGUCACCGUCGAACCGAGAAGGCGAAAGUUCCACAAGCCCAUCACGCUCACGUUACCCCUGCCCCAGGCCUCUUCCAAGGGGAUGAUCAACCACUACUCUGGCGAUGCGCCCACCCUCAGACUUUUGUGCAGCAUCACAGGAGGAACGUCCAGAGCACAAUGGGAGGACGUCACGGGCUCGACGCCUCUUACAUUUAUCAACGAUUGCGUAUCGUUCACGACAACUGUGUCGGCGCGAUUUUGGCUGAUGGAUUGCCGAAACGUGGCGGACGCUUCGAAAAUGGCCACCGAACUAUAUCGGGAGGCCAUACAUGUACCGUUUAUGGCCAAAUUCGUGGUGUUUGCUAAACGAACGGACACAAAUGAAGCUCGAAUACGGUUGUUCUGCAUGACGGACGAUAGGGAAGACAAGACCUUGGAACACAAAGAGCAUUUCACAGAAGUCUCAAACAGUAGAGAUGUCGAGGUUCUGGAAGGCAAGCCUGUGUACAUUGAAUUCGCAGGAAACCUCGUGCCAGUCACCAAGUCCGGCGAACAGCUCAGAUUGGUAGUGCGGGCGUUCAAAGAAAACAGAUUACCAUUCACCAUGCGUGUGAAAGACCCCAGUGCUGAACCACGCUCGUGGACCAUCGUAAUGAAAGAACCAAAAGUUUCUAAAAACGAACCCGCACAGACGCCAGUUUGCGUUUUGCAAUUCGGAUUGCCCGAAAACAUUGUACACGAUUCAGAUGUCAACGCCGAUGAACAUUAUAAUGAUUACACGUACACCCGCGAUUCGAACACCGAGUCACACAAACGUGCCGAACUGAGGAUAACCGAUAUCAGUAACUUUGUGUCUGAAGAUUGGAUUAACCUGGCACACGAAUUGGGUUUCCAAUCAUCAGAUAUUUCUCAAAUUCAGAGAGAAUACCCAGAUAGUAGCGGUCAACAGUGUAUGAGUAUGCUGAACUUGUGGAUGAACGAAAUAUCUGGUCAAGAUUCAGUUAUAGCUUUAGAAAGAGCUUUAAACAACAUAGGUAGAGUUGAUGUAGUGGAGAAGUGUAAUUUUGCGGAGAUCGGGCACUAUCCUUCGCAAAAUGGCGUUUACGCAGAAUCAGAAAAACAUCAAAGCUAUCAAUCUCAGAACAACAAGUACGCCGCCGAAGAGAAGGCUGUGAUCGAAGACGAGAUCGUCAAAACCGUGACCGAGAGACGUAUGGAAAUCGAACAACGGCUGAACGGCGAACCGGUGGUCAUCGACAAAAAGUAUGAACCAUUUAUUAGGGCAGACGACGCUGCCCAAAUGACAUCCAAACCCGUGGAUAUACCCGCUGUCGAACCGAUCGAACCCACCGAGGUGUCGUUCGAACACAAACGCAUGUCAUUCGAGAGGGGUGUGUCGAUCGAACAGGUGCUUCAAGAAGACAUUCCGGUUAAAGACAAAUCGGUUAUUUUGGAAGAUAAAAAGAUGCCAUCGAUCGACGAAAAACCUAUCGACGUGGACGUGGACGCAACGAGCCUGACGUUUCACGAAAAGAGGUUGUCGUUCGAGCAAGGCAUACCCGUCAAGGAAAUCAUACAGAAAAAGACGGAAGACACCACCACCGUACCUGCAGGACACGGAAAAGAAUCGACGACGAUAAUUGAAACCGAAAAUUCGGUCUCAAAGAGGGAUACAACGUCGGCAGAAGACGCAAAACUUUCUGACUCAAAAUCAGAUCUAAGGCCUAGCAUUGAAUUGACUAAGGACACAAAUGAGCAAAUAAGACGCGAUUCUAUAUUGUUUGAAGAAGUUUCUCAAGGUUUGGUGAAAUUAGAUUCGACUGGAUCGAAAGUAGAAGACAAAACUGAACUACUAUCGCCUCAGUCAUCUAGAACUCCUCCACCUAGCCCUGCAGAGUUCAAAGACAUAGAGCAACAAAAUGAAUCUAAGCAACGCCAGCCAGAAACUGUAUCUGAAAAAGAACCCCAAACAGCAUUAUGGUCACAGGACAAUGAUGACUUGUUGGACACUCAUGGUUUCGGUGAACAUCUCAAUGGCAUUGAAACGCCAAAUUUAUCGAAGCCGAAAAAUCAUAAAUCGUUGGCGGACAUUGAUGAGGAAUUUGAAGAACGGUCGGUUGUAUUGCACCCUUUCUUUGAUCAACCAAAAAGAGACAUUUAUGAACAAGUACAAUUUAUAAAACAUCACGAUGACUCGCCUGCAUUUGAUAGCCCAUUAACAGAUAAAAGUGUAUCUCAUCACGAUACGGGAAUUAGUCUGACUAGAGAAUAUUCUGAUACUUUAACUAGUUCAGGACUAAAAACAAAACCUAAACAUACAGAUACAGCUUUUGAUGAAGAAGCAGAGCUAACUGAUAAUGGAUUAAGUCCAAUUCAACCUGAUGAAGUCGGACUUGCUGCAAAUGAAAUAAUUGAAAUAAAGAAGAAAAUUGGAAUGUACGACGCCGGAAAUAGUCCAAUAAUAUUUAUGGAAUCUAUAGCAUUGUCUCCUUUUGGAACAGUGACAAGUGAUGUUGCUACUAUCACAGAUAAUGUGAAAAAAAUUGAUGUAGCAAACAGUCCAAUAGAAUCAAAUAAAGUUCAAAGAAAUAUGGACACAACAGUAGACGUCAAAAAAAUGAUAAUGCAAUUGGAAAAAUCUGGCACAGGAUCGGAAAACGUGACGUCCCAACAAUCUCCAAAAAGAAAACCAACACUAAAAACAAUUAUAUCGGAUAUAGUACUUCCAGAGGAAAAUCAUACCAUACAUGUUGAUAUCGAAAAAAAACAUAAGCAAUAUGAUACAAAUACAACGAAUAUACAAUCAAAACUGGAUGAAGUAAUUAAAACAGAAAAAUGUGUUUUGGAACAUUUAGAAAAGGUUGUAGAUAUAUCAUCCAAAAAUAAUUCAGAGUUAGAAAGUAAAUUAAUGCAGAUUGUUAACAUCGAAACAAGCAUGUUGCAGAGCUUUGACAAAAUAAUUGACAAACACGAAACAAGUAUUAAUAAUUCGUGUCUCAAAAAUUUAGAAAAAGAUAUAAUAUCAGUUGAGAAAGUCGAUGAAAAGUUUAAAAAAGUAGACACGACAGAUAGAUUACAACAAUCACCAAAGAAAUGUAGUGAAGAUAAAAUUGAAAAAAAAUAUAUAGACACGGGGUAUAGAAAAGAAGAAAGUAUAAUGGAACCUAUUAAAGUCGAAGGUAUUUCUAAGGAAUUAAAAAAAUUAAUGGACGAUGAUGAGAAAGAACAAGAAAGAAUGUAUAGAGUAUUACUGAAUGAAUAUAAUACAAACGAUGAUAAAUAUAGCAACAAAACACCUGUAGUGGAAGAAAUUAUAACUCCUAAACGUGUAAAACCAAUUACUAAAAAAGAUGAUGUCAAAGGUGAUUCAAAAAAUAACGAAAUCUACAAUAUAACGACAAAUAUCAAAAUACCAAUAAAAGAAAAAAUAAACAAUACUAUUACCACUACAAAUUUGAAAGAGAAUGAACGAUUGAAUAUCGAAAAAUAUGAAACUGAAAAUAAUGAAGUAUUGAAAAAAGAUAAAAAUGACAAAAAUAAAAAAAUAUUUUAUGAAGACGAUGAAGAAGAUGAGUCAGAUAUUUUUGAAAAAUUUACUCGGGAACAUUUAAAGAAGUCUUUAGACCUAUCUCAAACAAAUGUUGAAACAGACGAUAGUGAUAAAAAAUAUGAAAACAAGGAUAUAGAUUUUGAUAUUAUAGAUGAUGAAGAAACUGAAACGCACAACUCUAAAAAAGAGAAAUCAUUAUCGUUUAUCCCUAAAACAAUAGAAAAAGGAUUAAAAGAUAUUACGAUGACACUAACGAGCAUUGUAAAAAAAAUGGAUGUGAAUGAUAUGUCAGGAAAAAAAAAUGAGAAUGAAGGAGGUGAUAGAGUAACUGAGACAAUAAAUGAUAGUGCUAGGCAAGGGAAAGGAGAAACACAGUUGAAUAAAAAUAAUAAAAAACAUAAUACUAAAAAUGAUCUAAAAUCUAAUAUAACUCCACAAACCCCGGUUUUAAAAAGGGAUUUAUUAAUCAAGAGAAAUAUUAAAAGUGAUAAUCUAAGAAAUGAGAGUAUAGAACAAUGCGAGUAUAAUACAGAAAAAGACAAUAAAAAAGAAAUGGUGAAUAAUUUUGAAAAAGAAAUCGAAAAUAAUCAACAAUUUAAGUUAAUCGUAGAUACAAAUGAAUAUGUUAAACCAGUAACAUCGACUUAUAACUCUGAAAAAGAAAUAAACACUAACACACUAACAACUGAAAAAAUAAACACAAACAAAAAUAAUGAUAAUGUAGGUAAAGAAAUUAAUAAAAAUGUAACAUCAUCUUCGAUAGAAAUUAUAACAAUCCCAACGCAAGUAAACUCAUUAACAAAUUUAACAAUCAAGUCAGAAGUAAAAAAGCCCAUAAAAGAAAACCAGAAAAAUGUAGUACAUAAAGAUGAUUCUAAUUUCAAUACAGUAGAAAAACAGAUAGUAGGUGACCUAAACAAUACUGAAACACCAUAUAACCGGAUAGAUACAAGUACAAAUAACGAAAUUGAAACAAUACACGUAACUACAAGUUCAAACGAAACGUACGAAAAAACUGAAACACAUACAAAAACAUUGAUAAUAAAAACGAAUAAAGAACAUAGGCAGAAAAACAUUACAGAUAUAUAUAGCACAACUCUUACAAACGAUAAAUUACUGACAGAUGAAAAUAUUCAAAUUAAAAACUUAAAUCACAGAGAUAACGACGAAAAUAUUAAGCAGGAAAGUUACCAACUUGAAAACAGAGAUGAAAAAUCAACAAAACAAAAUAAUAAAAUUUAUAGAGAGACAACCAAUAUGAAAGAUGAAAAAGUGGAAGAACAAUCAGAAACAAAUAAAAACAAAGCUAAACCAUACAUCGAAGGUAUUGAAACAGAUAAAGUACAUUUUGACGAGUUUUAUAAAUGGGUAGACAAAAUAGUAGAAGAAAAAAAAGAAAAUAUAACAAAAAACCAAAGCGAGAACCAUAAAAAACCAAAUCUAAUUAAAACACUAAGAACUGCAUCCAUCGAUAAAGAACAUAUAGAAGACGAAUCAAACACAGUUAAAGAAUUCAUAUCCAAACAAGUUACAUCAAAAUAUACAAAUGAAAAGGAAAAUGAAAUAUUACAAAUUACUCAACCACAAACACAACAAACAAGAACUGAAACAGCUAUGAUAAUAACAACCAAAACCAAAGUAAUAUCCGAAAACAGAAAAAUAGAAAACAUAACAAAAGAAAAAAGUGAAGAAUCUAAAUUAAUUAUAAGUGAUAUUAGGGAUCAAAUAAAACAAAUUAAACCAUUGGGAAAAGAAACAACUCAAAAUAUAAAACACGAAAUAAAAAAUGACGAAACAAUACAUGACAAAGAGAAUUUAACUAAACCUGACUCAAAAGAAACUAUAGUAACAGCUACAAGUAAUACAAUUACGGAUCAAAUUAUGAGAAGUGUAAAAAAUAAUGACAAACAAACAAGUGAUGAAAUAAGUUUCAAUAAAACUGAAUCAAAAAAAUCAAUAAAAUCUGAUAAAAUAGAAAUAAAUUUACCAAAUGUGAUAAAAGAAGUUACUAACUUACAUGAGAUAAUAACAAAAGAAAUUGAUUCCAUAAAUAUUGACACCACAAAAACAAUAACUAAAACAACUGAUACUAAAGAAAUAAUCGAAGAUAACCAAAUAACCGAAAAACACAGCGGGGACGUUAAUGAUCUAAUUAAAUCUAAUAAAAAAAAAUCUAUUAUAUCAACCUCCAGUGAUAAAGAAAUAGGUGAAAUUCUUAAAACAGAAAAACAA
Myzus persicae (green peach aphid) is the source of this 9559-nucleotide messenger RNA. Its product is annotated as ankyrin-3-like. Gene Ontology annotation, biological process: signal transduction. The transcript has 34 exons. The record is from RefSeq and is a predicted model, not a curated record. Gene Ontology annotation, molecular function: protein binding. The annotation marks the transcript as partial. Lineage: Eukaryota; Metazoa; Arthropoda; Insecta; Hemiptera; Aphididae.